UUUCAACCUUUGACAAUUACACACGCUAUACCCUUCACCUUCCACGAACCUUCAUUCAUCUUUACCAAUCUUUAUUUAACUUGCCUCAUUUUUCCACAAUUGUAUCACCUACUAUAAUUUUCUCAAACAAUUUCUUAGAGUAACCAACCAUGAACAUGAACCUCAACAACAAUAACAAUGAACAAUCCUUUUGGCAGUUCAGUGAUCAACUAAGACACCAAGCAUCAAACUUGGCAAACUUGUCACUGAAUGAUUCAAUUUGGAGCAACAACAAAAGACCUGAUCAAAGGAGAAACUUUGAUGUCAAAACUAAUGGAGUUUCUGAUGUUAAUAACUCCUUCACUAAUUUCAACUCAAAGGCUAGUGAUUUCAAUGAUGGGUGGAAGAUGAUGAAUGGUUCUAAUGGGUCAUCACUUUUUUCCAUGCCACAUAAUAAUUCAGUUGCUGGAUUUAAUAAAGGGGUUUAUUCUUCUCCUUAUCUUAACAACAACAACAACAACAACAACCUUAACCACAACAACAACAACGUUAACAAUAUCAAUCUUAGUGGUUACAAUUACAAAUCUGGUUUUAAGGGUGGUGAUGAGUUUCAACUACCUAACAAAGGUGUGAAGAAGAAUCUCAAUACUAACGGAAGUAACAAGAAGCAUGGAGAUAAUACUGAUGUUGUCAAAACUUCUGUUGACAAGAAAUUCAAGACUCUGCCACCGUCUGAGUCACUGCCUAGGAAUGAAACUAUUGGUGGGUAUAUCUUUGUUUGUAACAAUGAUACUAUGGCGGAGAAUCUUAAGAGACAGAUCUUUGGUCUGCCUCCAAGAUACAGAGAUUCAGUGAGAACAAUAACUCCAGGGUUACCCCUUUUUCUGUACAACUAUUCCACCCACCAACUCCAUGGUAUUUUUGAGGCUGCAAGUUUUGGAGGAAGUAAUAUUGAUCCUACAGCUUGGGAGGAUAAGAAAUGCCCCGGUGAAUCUCGUUUCCCUGCUCAGGUACAAGUGAUCAUUAGAAAAGUUUGUGAGCCACUAGAAGAGGAUUCCUUUAGACCAAUUCUUCACCACUAUGACGGUCCUAAGUUUCGUCUCGAAUUGAGUGUGUCUGAGGCACUGUCUCUUCUGGAUAUUUUUGCAGAUCAGAAUAGUUUCAAUGAUAUUUUCAAAGCUAUACCAGCAUAAAAUGGAAGAAGUAAAAGAGAACACAUAAACAUAAAGUUAUGAAGAAAAAUAGAAAAUGAAUAGUGUGGACUUGUAAAGAAGGUCCUAAUAUAUGACAAUGAAUAUGGUGGAGGAAGAUUGAAUAUUCAGCCUUAUAUAUGUAUAAGUAUAUGAGUUUUAAUGUUAUUUGUAUAUAGAGGCUGUUAUGCCUAAUUCCCCCCUUUUUAUUGCGAGUGUAUAUGAACAUCACAUAAAAGAAUACAAUAAGAAUAAACUAAUUUGUCUUAUGUACUCUAA
Molecule: messenger RNA, 1448 nt
Organism: Vicia villosa (hairy vetch)
Lineage: Eukaryota; Viridiplantae; Streptophyta; Magnoliopsida; Fabales; Fabaceae
Product: DCD domain-containing protein NRP-A-like
Exons: 5
Coding region: 150-1172 (340 amino acids)
Biological process (GO): response to endoplasmic reticulum stress
Source: RefSeq, a predicted model, not a curated record